AUGUUCCAUCUAGCUCGCAGCGUCUACAAACACUGGAACCUAAGAGAACAGCAUGAUAUCCUCAUCCUGGGACUCGAUAAAUCCGGCAAAACCUCGUUCAUCGAAACUCUAAAAGCAUAUCUUCUAAAACCAUCUAAAGCAUUGGACAGAAUCCAACCGACCAUUGGCCAGAACGUCUCGUUUGUAUCGAUCGACUCGCAUCAUAUAUGGAAGAUUAUAGAUGUCUCGGGACAAGAGAGCUUCCGCUAUUUAUGGGACUCAUACUUCAACAAAGAAAACAUUCAUGCAGUCGUGUAUGUCGUGGACUCAUCGGAUCCAGACCGGCUACAGGAGUCUGUAGACGAACUUCGAGCGCGCUACCUGGCCAAUCCGCCCGCAGUGCAAAUCCCAAUAGCUAUAAUCAUCAACAGAGCCGACCUAUGUCUUGAUAUCUCGCUCUUCAUCGACAAGUUCACCGAAUUAAUGAUAGAUCUCGAUGUGAAGCGUUCUAACGUGUUCCAAAUCUCCUCAGAUCAGCCACAGGACCUCCAUGACUCGAUCCAAUGGUUGCGGACCCAAUUGGACGAGAACAAAGACGUUAUUUCUCCUUCUUACAGGUGA
Molecule: messenger RNA, 600 nt
Organism: Kluyveromyces marxianus DMKU3-1042
Lineage: Eukaryota; Fungi; Ascomycota; Saccharomycetes; Saccharomycetales; Saccharomycetaceae
Gene: ARL3
Product: Arf family GTPase ARL3
Exons: 1
Coding region: 1-600 (199 amino acids)
Biological process (GO): intracellular protein transport; protein localization to organelle; Golgi to plasma membrane protein transport
Cellular component (GO): Golgi apparatus
Molecular function (GO): GTP binding; GTPase activity
Source: RefSeq, a predicted model, not a curated record